Molecule: messenger RNA, 3869 nt
Organism: Triticum aestivum (bread wheat)
Lineage: Eukaryota; Viridiplantae; Streptophyta; Magnoliopsida; Poales; Poaceae
Product: ABC transporter B family member 4
Exons: 12
Coding region: 1-3762 (1253 amino acids)
Biological process (GO): transmembrane transport
Cellular component (GO): plasma membrane
Molecular function (GO): ATP hydrolysis activity; ATP binding; ABC-type transporter activity
Source: RefSeq, a predicted model, not a curated record
AUGGACGCGGCAGCAGUUGGUGCCGAGGGAGAGGAGAACGCGGGGCAGCACCAGAAGGUGUCCUUCAUGGGGCUGUUCCGGCAUGCCGACGGCAAGGACCAGCUGCUGAUGCUGGUCGGCACGGUGGCCGCGCUGGCCAACGGCAUGACCACGCCCCUCAUGACUGUCUUCUUCGGCGACGUCCUCGACGCUUUUGGCGGCGCCACCGACAACAACGUCCUCCAGCGCGUCAACAAGGCGGUUCUGAACUUUGUCUACUUGGGUAUCGGAGCAGCAGUCAUAUCCUUUCUCCAGGUGUCAUGCUGGACAAUUACUGGUGAAAGGCAGGCAUCACUCAUUCGAUCUCAAUACCUCAAAUCUGUCUUGAGACAGGAUAUUUCAUUCUUUGACACAGAAAUGACAGCUGGGCAAGUAGUUUCAAAAAUGUCUGGUGAUACCGUGCUAGUUCAAGAUGCUAUUGGUGAGAAGGUCGGCAAGUUUCAAAAACUCGUGGCUGCUUUCCUUGGUGGUUUCAUUGUAGGUUUUGCGAAAGGAUGGAUUCUAUCUCUUGUCAUGUUGGCAUGCGUACCUCCAGUUAUAUUUGCUGCAGGAGUAGUGGCAAAAGUAUUGUCAAAAAUCUCUAGCAGAGGUCAAGCAUCAUAUAGUAAUGCGGGGAACAUUGUCGAACAGACAAUUGGAGCCAUAAAAACAGUUGUUUCUUUCAAUGGAGAGAAGAAGGCCAUCAUAUCAUACAAUAAACUAAUACACAAAGCAUACAAGACUGAUGUUGAGGAAGGACUUACCAAUGGCUUUGGCAUGGCAUCUGUUUUGUUCGUAUUCUACUCUAGCUAUGGUUUGGCCAUAUGGUAUGGUGGAAAGUUGGUACUUGCAAAAGGAUACACAGGAGGACAAGUCAUCACUGUCUUAUUGGCUAUCAUGACUGGGGCAAUGUCUUUGGGUAAUGCAGCCCCAUGUAUGACUGCCUUUAUAGAAGGACAAUCAGCAGGACAUAGAUUAUUCACAACAAUCAAGAGGAAACCAGAGAUUGACCCUAACAGCAAUAGUGGUAAGCAACUAGUAGAUAUGAGGGGUGAUAUUGAGCUGAAGGAUGUCUAUUUUAGCUACCCAACAAGGCGUGGGCAACUAAUAUUUGAUGGAUUCUCACUACAUGUGCCUAGUGGCACUACAAUGGCUAUAGUUGGAGAGAGUGGGAGUGGCAAGUCAACUGUGAUUAGUCUUGUAGAGAGAUUCUAUGAUCCGCAAGCUGGUGAGGUUUUGAUUGACGGAGUUAAUAUCAGAGAUUUGCAACUUGAAUUGAUAAGAAGGAAAAUUUCUCUUGUUGGCCAAGAGCCCUUGCUCUUUAUGACAUCGAUUAAAGAUAACAUAACGUAUGGAAAAGAAGAUGCAACAAUUGAGGAUAUCAAGAGAGCUGCUAAGCUCGCCAACACAGCAAAUUUCAUCGAUAAGUUGCCCAAUGGUUAUGACACAAUGGUUGGCCAGCGUGGUGCUCAACUUUCAGGGGGACAAAAGCAAAGGAUUGCAAUUGCUAGGGCAAUCAUCAAAAACCCCAAAAUACUUUUGUUAGAUGAGGCUACUAGUGCAUUAGAUGUGGAGUCGGAGAGGAUAGUUCAGGAGGCAUUGGAUAGGAUCAUGCUGGACAGAACUACGCUUGUGGUUGCACAUCGUCUAACUACUGUGAGAAAUGUUGAUUGCAUAUCAGUUAUUCAACAAGGAAAGAUAGUUGAACAAGGUUCCCAUGAUGAAUUAAUACUAAACUUAGAUGGUGGAUACUCUCAACUUAUCCUUCUCCAAGAAAGGCAUGUAGAGCAGAAAAUAGACCAUCGACUAUCUACCCCAAGAUCAAGUACAAGCCUGUCAUUGAAGCGGUCGAUUAGUGCUUCACUAGGGAAUAAUAGUGAGCUUUCUUUCACACUCCCCUUGGGGCUACCUAGCACGAUUGAUUUGCCUGGAGAAUAUGAUACACAUGGAAAGAAUCAAAAAGAGAAGAAUGAUGGGGGAGAGGCACGAAAGAAAGAUCCUAUGGUACGUCUAGCAAUUCUUAACAAGCCAGAGGUACCUAUUCUUAUAUUAGGAUCCCUAGCUGCAGCAGUUCAUGGAGUUAUUUUUCCAGUGUUUGGUUUAGUGAUUUCAAGUGCAAUUAAAUCUUUAUAUGAGCCACCAGAUAAACUUAGAAGUGAUACAAGUUUUUGGGGUAUGAUGUGCUUUGUUAUGGGUAUCAUAUCAGUAAUCACAAUACCAGCAGAGUUCUUAUUAUUUGGAAUAGCCGGAGGCAAGCUUAUAGAGCGCAUCCGAGCUUUGUCAUUUCGAAGCAUUGUUCACCAAGAAGUUGCUUGGUUUGAUGAUCCUAGAAAUUCCAGCGGAGCACUUGGUGCAAGACUAUCAAUUGAUGCUUUGAACGUUCGGCGUUUAGUGGGCGAUAACUUGUCAUUAAUUAUUCAACUUAGCUCAACGCUUGUCACAGGAGUUCUCAUUGCUAUGAUAGCAGACUGGAAGCUCGCUUUGAUCACCAUGUGUGUGAUUCCACUUGUGGGUCUUGAAAGUUAUGCCCACGUGAAGUUCCUGAAUGGUUUUAGUCAAGAUGCUAAGAUGAUGUAUGAAGAUGCAAGUCAAGUGGCCACGGAUGCAGUUAGUAGUAUAAGGACAAUAGCUUCCUUUUGUUCUGAGAAAAGAAUUACAAGAAUAUAUGAUCAUAAAUGUGAAGCCUCGGUGAAUCAAGGAGUCAAAACAGGAAUAGUUGCGGGUAUCGGAUUUGGUUUCUCAUACUUGACAUUGUACUUCACAUACGGCCUUUGUUUCUAUGUCGGGGGGCAAUUCGUGCAACAAGGAAAAUCAAAUUUUGGUGAAGUUUUUAAGGUUUUCUUUGCACUGGUCUUAGCAACUAUGGGAGUAUCUGAAACAAGUGCAAUGGCCUCCAAUUCAAAAAAAGCAAAGGAUUCAGCUAUCUCUAUAUUUACUUUGCUAGACCGAAUAUCUGAAAUUGAUUCAAGCAGCAAUCAGGGUUUGACAUUAGAUGAGGUCAAGGGCAACAUUGAUUUCCAACAUGUUAGCUUCAAGUACCCAACUCGCCUAGAUAUUCAAAUCUUCCAUGACUUUACCCUGCACAUACCCUCUGGAAAGACUGUUGCGCUUGUUGGAGAGAGUGGUAGCGGCAAGUCAACAGUAAUCACACUAUUGGAGAGAUUCUACAAUCCCGAUUCAGGUACCAUUCAAUUGGAUGGAGUGGAAAUCAAGAGCUUAAACAUCAAUUGGUUUAGAGACCAAAUUGGACUGGUGAGCCAAGAGCCUGUACUCUUCAAUGACACAAUACGUGCCAACAUAGCCUAUGGUAAGGACGGGGACGUCACCGAAGAGGAGGUCAUUGCAGCUGCGAAAAUAUCCAAUGCACAUGAGUUCAUAUCAAGCCUUCCUCAAGGAUACGGCACCUCCGUUGGGGAGAGAGGGACACAACUAUCCGGUGGCCAGAAGCAGCGGGUGGCUAUUGCGAGGGCGAUACUCAAAGAUCCUAAGAUACUACUACUCGACGAAGCAACUAGCGCCUUGGAUGCAGAAUCUGAGCGAAUUGUGCAAAAUGCCUUAGAUCAUGUGAUGGUUGGCAGGACCACGAUUGUCGUGGCACACCGCCUAUCUACUAUUAAAGGCGUCGAUAUCAUUGCAGUUCUCAAAGAUGGUGCAAUAGUGGAGAAAGGAAGUCAUGAGUCCUUGGUAAACAUCAAAGAUGGAUUAUAUGCUUCACUAGUUGAACUCCGUUCAUCAUCACCGUAAUUCCUAGGAUUAGUAUCGGUUCCUAUUUGCAUACAUGGGUUACAUGUUGGUUGACCCCCUUUUUGAUUGUUGACUUGGAAAUGCGAUACAUUAAUUGUUUGGAACUU